Molecule: messenger RNA, 1717 nt
Organism: Prosopis cineraria
Lineage: Eukaryota; Viridiplantae; Streptophyta; Magnoliopsida; Fabales; Fabaceae
Exons: 4
Coding region: 86-922 (278 amino acids)
Cellular component (GO): chloroplast
Molecular function (GO): RNA binding
Source: RefSeq, a predicted model, not a curated record
GAUAAAAAACAAAGCCUCAACCAAAAUACCAACAAAGUUUCUCAAAUUCUUAUCAGAGCCCUGCAAUCCGAAAAUUUGCAGCAUUAUGGCGGCAAAUGCGCCAUCCGGCCCUCUACUCCACAUUCUUGGUUCCCAAUCAUCUUCUCUGUCUUCGAUAUCGCCGUCUUCAGUUUCUUUCUUUUCUUUUCUGAAGCCUCUUCUUCUCUCAUCCACCAUAACUGUUCCCACUGCUAUACCUAAACGUCUUCGACAGAUCCAAAUUCUACUUCGUCGGAAAUCCAUCUUCGCUUCCAUCACUCAUCUAUCUAAUCCUCUCUUUUCUCACUCUUGGUCUUCAUGUGUGGUCUCUGUUCCUCAGAGACAUUGCGAUGCUGUGGGAUUUGGAGAUUCGGUGGACAUUGCUGAGGACGAUGAAGCAAUUGAACCGCACAGUGAAGAGAGUGGGAUUGAAAACGAAGAUGAGGAUGCCGAGAUGAGUGAAGGUUCAUAUUCGUCGCCACUGCAGAGAAACAGGGAGGAGAGGUUGAAGUUGCCGAGUCUCACUGUGAAGGAAAGGAAAGAGCUGGCCUCUUACGCUCAUAGCUUGGGGAAAAAGCUAAAAAGCCAGUUGGUGGGCAAGUCUGGCGUUACACCUAAUGUUGCGACCUCUUUCAUUGAAACUCUCGAAGCUAACGAGCUUCUCAAGAUUAAAAUACACCGGACUUGUCCAGGAGAGCUAGAUGACGUGGUGAAGCAGUUGGAAGAAGCAACUGGUUCAGUGACUGUUGGUCAAAUUGGUCGAACAGUGAUUAUAUACAGACCUAGUCUCACCAAAUUGAAAGCAGAAGAGAAGAAGAAACAAGCUCGAAAAGUGUUUCUGAGAAAACAGCUAAAACCAAAACUGGGUAAGGAGCAAGGGUCAAAAUUUCCAAGGCGGAGAUAAUUUUGGAAACAACAGGUUAUGAAUUCUUUGUGAGCUUAUAUUGAGCUCCUUGCUGCUGCUGCUGCUGCAAACUCAGAAACAAGGACGUCGGCUCAACUGUAGGAUACCACGACAUUCACAAUGUGUGGUGUUUUUAGUGCCAUUCGAAGUUUUAGCAUUUGACAUUGUACGAGAGAAAAUAUAGUUCAUUCUUGAAGUAUUAGCACUUCAUGGAUUAGAAAUUGACUCGAUAGAUAUGCUCAUGCAUAUUAGAAAAUCCGGCUCCUACUGCACUUGAGUUUUGCACCAGGUAAAGUCAGCUCCCGUGAAUAAUUAUUCGUUUGGAACAAAGCAAACUCCAGGGACAGGGUUAAUGCUGGAAUAACUGCAAGGUAAUUGCGAAUUGAUGGCUGCUGCAAAGGCCAUCAUUGCUCUUAUAUAAAUGGUAUCCAGAGACUUGGGAAUUUGCUGCGUGAUUGUUCUUUAUGGAAGAUCCUCCAUGAAUAAGCUUAGAGUCGUGAAGUUCUCCAUUUUUGACAGAAAUUAUCCAAGACUAGCCAUCCUAUUCGCCGGAGAUACAAAGACACGAUGGUGAUGACCGGCUGCAAGAAUGGGAAACUCAUGCAAAUUGGCUACCGGGAGAGAGAAUUAGCGCAGGAUAAUCUUCGUAAUAUCUCCAGUACUUGUUAACCUGCCAGCAUUUCAUUGCACUAGGAUUUUUCUUGAAAUAGACAAAUGUUACACCGCAAUCUUCUAUAUCUCUCCAUGAUUAUCAAUUAUGGGUUCUUUUGAUUGCUAGAAAGGAUAAGAAUUGAA